Messenger RNA from Trifolium pratense (red clover), 1448 nucleotides. RefSeq names its product probable trehalose-phosphate phosphatase C. Lineage: Eukaryota; Viridiplantae; Streptophyta; Magnoliopsida; Fabales; Fabaceae. The transcript is spliced from 11 exons. Bases 147 to 1250 code for a protein of 367 amino acids. Gene Ontology annotation, molecular function: trehalose-phosphatase activity. Gene Ontology annotation, biological process: trehalose biosynthetic process. The record is from RefSeq and is a predicted model, not a curated record.
CUUCCUUCUCCCCCUUCUCCUUUUCUCCUCUCUUCCAUAUCUCUACUUGCUCACAUUUUCUCUCUAAUUUUGCUUCUCAUAUUGGGAAAAGCAGCCACAACCAACUGCACCACUCCAAUAUAUCUUUGUGAUAGGAAUCACUAAACAUGAAACAUAUGAUUUUUCUACUUGUCACUUUCAAGAUUAUAAAGAAGAAGCUGAAUAAGCUAAGAGAGAGUAUGGGGUUUCAAACAACACAUAACUCUAAGCGGGUAACACAGCCCAAUUUGAAGGGAAAGGAGGAUUUGCUCAGCAAUGCUCAGGAACACUCUUUAAUUCCAAGGACACUAAAUUUCAUUCCCUCCAGCUAUGAUUCUUGGCUGGUAAAGCACCCCUCUGCAUUGAACUCAUUUGAUAGAUUGAUGAAAGCUGCCAUUGGGAAGAAGAUAGUUGUAUUUUUAGAUUAUGAUGGUACCUUAUCACCCAUUGUAAAUGAUCCUGAUCGUGCUUUCAUGUCCAAUGAGAUGCGUGCGGCAGUAUGUGAAGUUGCUACUUAUUUUCCAACAGCAAUAAUUAGUGGAAGAAGCAGAGAGAAGGUAAAAGAUUUUGUGAAAUUAAAUAAUUUAUAUUAUGCUGGGAGUCAUGGUAUGGACAUAAUGGCACCAUCAGGGCCGAUUAAAUCUUCUGAUGGCAACCAAUGUGACAACACUACUCUUGACACAAAUGGCAAUGAAGUUCCCUUUCAACCUGCCAAGAAGUUUUUGCCUGCAAUUCAAGAGAUACUAAGAAGAUUAGAGAAUGUAAUAAAGGACAUAGAAGGUGCAAAAAUAGAAGACAAUGGAUUCUGCAUCUCAGUUCAUUUUAGGCAGGUUCAUGAAAAGGAUUAUAACAUUUUGGAAGAGAAAGUGAAGUCUGUGAUUGGAAAAAAUCCACUGUUCUGCUUGACUGAGGGUAAAAAGGUUUUGGAAAUAAGGCCAUCGAUCGAAUGGAACAAAGGAAAUGCUGUAGAAUAUUUUCUAGACACAUUAGGGUUAAGCAGUUCCAGCAAUCUCCUUCCUGUGUAUAUUGGUGACGAUAAAACUGAUGAAGACGCUUUUAAGGUUAUGCAAAAAAGAGGGCAAGGUUAUCCUAUUAUAGUGUCUUCGACUCCAAGAGAAACAAAUGCUUUGUACUCUUUGCGCGACCCUUCAGAAGUACUAAUCUUCUUGUCAAGGCUAGCAAAAUGGAGGAAGACAUGUUCUUACUCAAGAAGGUCUCUAAGUAUUAUAUAGAUCAUCAAAUUUGAUAUAGAAUAUAUAGAUCAUCAUCAAAGUAAGAGUUUUAGCAGUAUGCAUAGGUACUUCCCACAAUGGUUUUGGAGAAGUGGGUAGGAUACUUGUUAAUUAAUUUCCUUCGAGUAUAAGUUGGUUUGUAAAAUAUAAAAUAACCUUGUAUAUAUAUGCUUCCAUCUUGUAAAAAAAGGUUAUAAU